This is a messenger RNA of Cicer arietinum (chickpea), 1434 nucleotides long. Its product is annotated as polyadenylate-binding protein RBP45-like. Gene Ontology annotation, cellular component: cytosol. The record is from RefSeq and is a predicted model, not a curated record. NCBI's taxonomy places the organism in Eukaryota, Viridiplantae, Streptophyta, Magnoliopsida, Fabales, Fabaceae. Gene Ontology annotation, molecular function: GTPase activity; mRNA binding; GTP binding.
UAGUCUGGACCUGGCAUGGGGCAACAGCUGCCACAGCAGUACCAGCAGCCCUUGACGCAACAGCCAUACGUCAUGAUGCAACCUCAACUUCAGGCGCAACCAUAUCUCUACACAUGCUUCGAUCAAAUCGGCGAGGUAACAUCUCUAAAAGUGAUUAGGAAUAAGCAAACUAGUCAAUCGGAAGGUUAUGGUUUUAUCGAGUUUAAUUCUCGUGCUACUACUGAGAGAGUGCUUCAAACAUAUAAUGGAGCCAUUAUGCCGAAUGGUGGCCAGAGCUACAAACUGAAUUGGGCAACAUUCAGUGCUGGGGAGAGGUCAUCUCGGCAGGAUGAUGGUCCUGAUCAUACCAUUUUUGUUGGUGAUUUGGCUGUUGAUGUUAAUGAUUACCUUAUGCAGGAGACUUUUAGGGCUUGUUAUAACUCGAUGAAGGGGGCAAAAGUUGUGAUUGAUAGGCUUACUGGUCGGUGUAAGGGUUAUGGUUUUGUUAGAUUUGCUUAUGAGAGUGAACAAAUGAGGGAUAUGACUGAGAUGCAAAGGGUUCUUUGUUCAACAAGGCCCAUGAGGAUUGGACCAGCCACUAAUAAAAAUCCUGCUGCCACCACUCAGCAGCCGAAAGCUUCAUAUCAGAACUCUCAAGGUGCACAAAGUGAGAAUGAUCCAAAUAAUACAACUAUUUUUGUUGGCAAUUUGGAUCCUAAUGUCACUGAUGAUCAUCUGAGGCAAGUUUUCAGCCAAUAUGGUGAAUUAGUACAUGUGAAGAUUCCAUCAGGCAAGCGAUGUGGAUUUGUCCAAUUUUCGGACAAGGCUGAGCGUGAAAGAGGUGUCACAAUUGACAUUGCUCUAUGGAAGUUUGAGACAACUAAGUAUUACUGCACUGUCAUUGAUGCCCCCGGACACAGAGAUUUCAUUAAGAACAUGAUUACUGGAACAUCCCAAGCUGAUUGUGCUGUCCUUAUCAUUGAUUCCACUACUGGUGGUUUUGAAGCUAGUAUUUCUAAGGACGGUCAGACCCGUGAACAUGCUCUCCUUGCUUUCACUCUUGGUGUGAAGCUAAUGAUUUGUUGUUGUAACAAGAUGGAUGCCACUGCUCCCAAGUACUCUAAGGCUAGGUAUGAUGAAAUUGUGAAGGAAAUUUCAUCCUAUUUGAAGAAGGUUGGCUACAACCCAGACAAAAUUCCAUUUGUUCCCAUCUCUGGUUUUGAGGGAGAUAACAUGAUUGAGGGCUCUACAAACCUUGACUGGUACAAGGGUCUUUAUCGUGGAGGAAACUCUCUAGCCUUUGUCGUGGCAGCUGUUGCAGCCCUUAUGGGUGGGCUCUUAGCUGACACGUUUGAAAGAUUUGCAAUUCAAUUGAUGGGAUUCUUCUUGGUGCACGAUUAUUCUCUCUUCGAUGGUUCCAGAUAUGGCCUUACUCUCUAAUUUUGAUCAACGAAA